AUGAGUGGUCAAGCAGCUAGCUACUACGAUCAGAAUCAAGGGUUCGAUGCCCGGGGCCAACCCAUCAACAACAACUAUGGAAAUGGCUACAACCAGCCCAAUGUGAAUUACCAGCAAAAUGGAAACUACCAGCCGCCUGUUGCAGAGGCAAAACCCCCGCCUCCGUAUCCUGACAAUUCUGCACCACCUCCACAGUAUCAGACCUUCGAUCAAGCUUUCAAGAUCGACAAACCGAAGUACAAUGAUAUCUGGGCGGGUCUUUUGUUGAUCGCAGUCUUCCUGGGGUAUACUGCUAUAUCAGGCUUGACGAUUCACUCAUACGCGACCAACAAAGGCUUCAGCGGAGGCGGAAUCUACGACUCUGGAAAUGAUUUCUCACUGAACACCAACACCCUCGUGCUAUUUGUCUUCGUUCUCGUCGUUGCUCUCGUUCUAUCCUGGGCUUAUUUCAUGGGCGCGCGCUACUUUACCAAGACCUUCAUCUGGGUUACCGGUAUUCUCAACAUCGUCUUCGCCUUCGCUACUGGAAUUUACUACAUUGCACGCAAACAAUAUGGAGGCGGAAUAGUAUUCUUGCUCUUCGGUGUAUUUGCGGUCAUUUGUUUUAUCAGCUGGAUUCCUCGUAUCCCAUUCACUGCCUUCAUGCUCCAAACUACCAUGGAUGUUGCACGUGGAUACGGACAUGUCUUCCUGGUCAGCGCCCUCGGUGGAAUAGUGACCGUAGCUUUUUCAGCUUGGUUUUCUGUGACCUUAGUUUCUAUCUAUGUCACAUAUGAACCAGACUCAACUGGUACGAACCCUGCUUGCUCGAACGGGGGCUGCAGUCGAGCAAAGGUCAUUGGUCUGGUGGUCUAUGUCACAUUUGCGAUGUACUGGUUCAGUGAAUGGAUCAAGAACACAGUCCACACGACUAUCGCGGGUGUGUACGGCUCAUGGUAUUUCUUCAGUAAGUCUCCCGGCGGAAUGCCGAAGGGUGCCACUCGCGGAGCUUUCCGUCGUGCAACUACCUAUUCCUUCGGCAGUAUCAGCUUUGGUAGCUUGAUCAUCGCCAUAAUUCAAAUGAUGCGACAGGCAUGCUCAGUCGCCCAGCGCCAAGAAGCCGCACAGGGAAAUAUCAUCGGCUCAAUCUUUGUGUGGGUUCUAGGUUGCUUUAUCUCUCUGCUUGACUGGCUGGUCACACUAUUCAAUCGCUAUGCCUUUUGCCAUAUCGCUCUUUACGGAAAGGCGUAUAUCCCUGCUGCGAAGGAUACCUGGAAAAUGGUGCGCGACCGUGGCAUGGAUGCACUUAUUCAGGACUGUUUGAUCGGACCUGUCCUGACCAUGGGGUCCACCUUUGUGGCCUAUGUCUGCGCUUUGCUGGCUUAUUUGUACUUGCAGUUUACCAAGCCGGCUUACAACUCGGAUGGAGACUUUACUGCUGUUAUUAUGGCUUUUGCGUUCCUUAUUGGGCUGCAGGUUUGUCAGGUUUUCAUGACACCUAUUGGCAGCGGUGUCGAGACUAUUUUUGUGGCUAUGGGCUGGGAUCCUCAGGUCAUGAUUAAUGACCACCCGGAUAUCUACUAUAAGCUUGUUGAGCUUUAUCCACGUGUACAGCAGGCUAUUCAUGCUUAA
Messenger RNA from Penicillium angulare, 1611 nucleotides. Its product is annotated as choline transporter-like family protein. Gene Ontology annotation, cellular component: plasma membrane. The coding region runs from base 1 to 1611 and encodes 536 amino acids. The transcript is spliced from 2 exons. Gene Ontology annotation, molecular function: transmembrane transporter activity. NCBI's taxonomy places the organism in Eukaryota, Fungi, Ascomycota, Eurotiomycetes, Eurotiales, Aspergillaceae. Gene Ontology annotation, biological process: transmembrane transport. The record is from RefSeq and is a predicted model, not a curated record.